UCUUUUUUAUUUUUAUUUUUUAUAUCAUAUUUCUUGAUUCAAUUCCUACUUUUGGGUCUUUUAUUUUUCUCAGUUUCAGAGCUGAGGUUAGGAAGUUGAGUACUGUGAAUGAGUAUUUAUGAUGCUGAAAUUAAUGUCUCUUGUUUUCAGUUAGUAAGAGUCUGUUUGGAUUGACUAAUUUUAGAUGCUUUAAAGCCAAAAUAGUUUUUAAACACUUUUGUAAUAUUUGUUAAGAUAAAAAAGUGUUAUUUAAGCACCUAUUUUUAAAUUGAAAUAAUAAAAUAAGCCAAAAUCAAAAGCCAUAAUCCCAUCCAAAUGGUACUUGUGAACACUUUCUUUAACUUUUUAUUGAACUGGUAUUGUGUUUUCUUGGACAUUGGUUGUACUUUUUUUUUUUUUUUUUUUUUUUUUUGUGUUUAAUUUUGAAAUAAAGAUUGAAACUUUGUUUAUCCCUUUGUGUGUAUUGAACUAGGAUUGUGUUUUCUUGGACAUUGGUGGCACUUUUCUUAGUAAUUUUGAAGCAAAGAUUGGAACCUUUUUUUUUUUCCUCCCUUGUGUAAUGUGAUUGUGUUUUCUUGGACGUUGGUUGCACUUUUCUUUGUAAUUUUGAAGUAAAGCUUGGAACUUUGUUUCUCCCUUAUGUGUAUUGAACUGGGAUUGUGUUUUCUUGGUACUGGUUGGACUUGACUUUGUAAUUUUGAAGUAAAGAUUGGAACUUUGUUUCUCCCUUAUGUUUAUUGAACUGGGAUUGUGUUUUCUUGGACAUUGGUGGCAAUUUUCUUUUGUAAUUUUGAAGCAAAGAUUGGAACUCUUUUUUCCUUUGUGUAGUAAACUGGGAUGCUGUUAGCUGCCUUUUUUCCAUCUGUUUGGGAGCAGGUAGCUUGACUGGUUUCUCUUUCCUGCCUUUUACUAACUUUCUUGGAGGAAUUCUCCUAAAUUUUUUGGUGUAAUUACUUAGAUUUAUUUCAUUUGUUGAACUAGGAUUUUUUGGGAAUUAUUACUCAAAUCUUAUGCACAAGGUAGAAUCUUGUUCCUUCAAACUUGUGACUUAUCAAUUGGGAGUGGAGUUGUCUCACCAGCUGAGCAAAUCUAUCUUGUCUCAACGACGAGAUCUUUGGAAGUGUCCAAGUUUUUUAUUUCAAUCUUAUAGGCAAUCAAAUCUUGAGGCAAGGAGAAGCUUUUUUUAGCUUGUGUAAAUUUGAUUCAAUUCCAAAUAAUGGAUACGGGUAGCAAGAAUGAUACUGAGCGACAAAAGAGGAACGACGAUGCUACAAAUUUUCAGUCACGAAAUAUGUCCUUAGACUGGCAAUUAAGUGGAAGCAACCUGACAAAUGCAUCCAUGGGGAUGAUCGCUAGUAGCAAUCGUUUGGUAGAUUCAUUUUUUCCCACUAUUUGGGAUUGGCCUACCAAUUCGUCAAACUUAAGUUUCUAUGGUACUAAUGCUCAAAUCAAUCCUUGCACUACAAAUCCACACGAGUUUGCAGCACUUGCCUCGGGCCCACCGAAUGCAAUGCUGAAAGGGGGCUUGUUUGUACCGUCUAUUCCUGGAAUGCUUCCUCAAAGCUUAGCUCAGCUUCCAGCUGAUUCAGGAUUGAUUGAGAGAGCUGCAAGGUUUUCAUGCUUCAGUGGAGGAAACUUCAGUGAUAUCAUGAACAAUUUUAGCGUCCCCGAGUCUAUGAAGCCUUGUUAUAGGGAACAAGCGCCAACGUGGAGACCGGAAGAAACUGUGAACCCUCAGAAGCAGAACAUGAGAAAUGGGGUUGAAAAUUCCAAGGAUGUUUCUUUACUUAAUAAGAACAAGACUAAUGAACAAAGGCCUCUCAAGAAUGAGAAGAAGAAUGAAAACUUUAAUAUCUCUCGGGAUGAAGGAAAAAAAUCAGUUGGAUUGUCUGGAAAUGAAUCUGACGAAGCUGAAUGUAGCGGCCGUCUAGAGGAAAUGGGAACAGCCGGCUUGGAGUCUUCCACAAAGGGCGGCCUUGGCUCAAGGAAAAGGAAAAGAUAUGGUCAGGAUACCGAGCUUGAUCGAAUAAAGGGAGCACAACAGCUGCCAGCUGAACCUGAACAAGAACGAACCGAAACUCAGAAAGGAGAGGACAGCUUGAGUUCACCUGCCAGCAAGAAUGGUGGAAAAAACAGUAAACAGAGGUCUCAAUCUUCAGAUCCACCUAAAGAAGAAUACAUACAUGUUCGAGCUCGAAGAGGCCAGGCAACGAACAGCCAUAGUCUUGCAGAAAGAGUAAGGCGAGAGAAAAUAAGCGAAAGAAUGAAAUAUCUUCAGGAUCUUGUACCUGGUUGCAACAAGAUUACUGGUAAAGCUGUAAUGCUCGAUGAGAUCAUUAAUUAUGUUCAAUCUCUGCAAAGACAGGUUGAGUUCCUCUCAAUGAAGCUUUCAACAGUAAACCCACAGCUAGAUUUUAAUCUUGAUGGGCUCCUCGCAAAAGAUAUCCUCCAGUCACACGCAGGUCCUUCAUCCUCAUUUGCUUGUCCACCUGAUAAUGCGAACAUGACUUAUACUUCUUUGCACGGAUUGCAAUCUGGUCUGCUUCAGUCAGGCUUUCCUGGUGAUGGAAAUUGUAAUGAUGCGUUCCGUAGAUCCAUCAAUCCCCAUUUUGCCUCUAUGAAUGGUGGCUACAGGGACCCUUCAUCUGAGGUACCUAAUGUAUGGCGGGAUGAUCAGCUGCAUAAUGUUGUGGAGAUGGGAUUCCAUUCAAGUGCGCGCCUCGAUUGUCAGGAUUUAAGUUCUUUUCCACCCGACCAGAUGAAAGCAGAACCUUGAAAUGUUUCAAACAGUCAACUGGAUAAACUUUCUGUUUCUUUGGGUAGUAAGUUGCAUAGAUAAUCUUGUUCAUUUUGGCACUGAGAAAGUUAAAAUAUUUGGGAAGUUAUCACUCGGAGAGCUCCCUGUCUUGUACAGCAAGUCCACAAAGUUCCUUUUUAUGUUCAUUCUAUAUAAGUCCAAGUGAAGAUUUACACACACGAUCAAAAUUCUUCCAUCAACAAAUGCAAAUGAGGAUUCAAGAUUAUGCGCUCGGGAUACUAUGUGCAUGGGAGAAUAGUCAUUCAUUCAUGUUUAGUUAUACUCUUUUGAAUCAUUGAAGAUGAAUGAUUGUACCCUUAAUUAUUGGAAGGAACUUGAAAAAUGUGUGCUUUGAGUGGAAGAUAAUGAAGUUUCAUUCGCAAA
Molecule: messenger RNA, 3181 nt
Organism: Lycium barbarum (goji berry)
Lineage: Eukaryota; Viridiplantae; Streptophyta; Magnoliopsida; Solanales; Solanaceae
Product: transcription factor bHLH49-like
Exons: 8
Coding region: 1217-2776 (519 amino acids)
Biological process (GO): regulation of DNA-templated transcription
Cellular component (GO): nucleus
Molecular function (GO): protein dimerization activity; DNA-binding transcription factor activity
Source: RefSeq, a predicted model, not a curated record